AUGGUGAUCAUUAUCGUCUAUCAUCUUUACAGAAAUAAUAAUUUCGAAAAUGCAGUCUAUGCAGAGUUGCAGUGUAAAUUCCACGGGAAGACAGGAGGACAAGGAGUAGGAGGGGGUGCGGUUGGUUUAGUCCGUCAAGGAUCCAUAAUGACUCCAGUAAUAGAUAGGUACAUCGGUAUGGACAGACGUGAACGUUCAGGCAGAGAUCAAAUAAUUAAACCGUAUUAUUAUACCAGGGCUUUCAAAAAGAAGUUCAAGAUUUUGAACUUUCAAAACAAAUGGGGUGGACAUACUAGAAAAUAUUCAAGUGACGCUUCCGCUUCAACACGUCAAAUAGCUAGGGUGGCCAUUGCGGCAGUACUGUUGGCGUUGAGUGGAAUAUCCUCAAAAACUAAUCUAAAGACUGUAUUAGAGCAUCUUCAGCAGUCCACUUUAUCUCCACUUUUACAUUAA
Phycomyces blakesleeanus NRRL 1555(-) is the source of this 453-nucleotide messenger RNA. RefSeq lists its product as hypothetical. The transcript is spliced from 7 exons. Bases 1 to 453 code for a protein of 150 amino acids. Lineage: Eukaryota; Fungi; Mucoromycota; Mucoromycetes; Mucorales; Phycomycetaceae. The record is from RefSeq and is a predicted model, not a curated record.